GACUCGAGGCAGAAGGGCUUCCGGUGGAUCUGCGGGUUACCGGGUUCACGAUGGCUGCCUCCUUGGUUGGGAAGAAGAUCGUGUUUGUCACAGGGAACGCCAAGAAGCUGGAGGAGGUCACUCAGAUUCUAGGAGAUAAAUUUCCAUGCACUUUGGUGGCACAGAAAAUUGACCUGCCAGAGUACCAAGGAGAGCCUGAUGAGAUUUCCAUUCAGAAGUGUCAAGAAGCAGCUCGCCAGGUGCAGGGCCCUGUGCUGGUGGAGGACACCUGUCUGUGCUUCAAUGCCCUCGGGGGCCUCCCUGGCCCCUACAUAAAGUGGUUUCUGGAGAAGUUAAAGCCUGAAGGUCUCCAUCAGCUCUUGGCCGGGUUCCAAGACAAGUCAGCAUACGCGCUCUGCACAUUCGCACUCAGCACUGGGGAUCCAAGUGAGCCUGUGCGCCUGUUCAGGGGCCGGACCUCGGGCCAGAUCGUAGUGCCCCGUGGCUCCCGGGACUUUGGCUGGGACCCCUGCUUUCAGCCCGACGGAUACGAGCAGACGUAUGCAGAGAUGCCCAAGGCUGAGAAGAACAUCAUCUCCCAUCGCUUCCGGGCCCUGCUUGAGUUGCAAGAAUAUUUUGGCAGCCUGAUUCCUCCUGGGGCCAGUGAUGACCACUCUGGCCAGGGAUCCAGGGAGGGCUAGCCUGAAACCUCCUCCAUCAGGCAGGCACCUGUCUAAGUACUUCCUUCAGAGUUGCCACUUCUGGAGAGUAUUACCAGCUGUCUGGAGCAGCUGGCUCCGUUUGGAGAAACUUUGGCCAAGGGCCACCAUCGUCUUGUCCUCGGUGAUUCAGUGGUCUCUCCUACAGCCUGGGGUCCUGAAAGGACCUUGGGUGUUAAAACUGGCCUGGCAGGAUUGAGGGUUUAGGGAAGAACCACACAAACAGCCUUAGGUGUUUUUUAAAUGCAGCAAAUAAAAAUUCUGGAAGGUACUUGCUUCCAAGUAAA
This is a messenger RNA of Camelus dromedarius (Arabian camel), 985 nucleotides long. RefSeq names its product inosine triphosphatase (gene ITPA). Gene Ontology annotation, molecular function: nucleoside triphosphate diphosphatase activity. NCBI's taxonomy places the organism in Eukaryota, Metazoa, Chordata, Mammalia, Artiodactyla, Camelidae. Gene Ontology annotation, cellular component: cytoplasm. Gene Ontology annotation, biological process: nucleoside triphosphate catabolic process. The record is from RefSeq and is a predicted model, not a curated record. The transcript is spliced from 8 exons. The coding region runs from base 51 to 680 and encodes 209 amino acids.